UUUUUAGGGAAAAAAAAACACUCGGACAAAUAGGGUUGUGAGUAUUGUUUAUAUGUUAGCUUAAAACAUCGGUGUCACAUAAUGAAGAAAUAAUUCUAGUUUCACGUAGUCUGCGACCAUAUAUUUGACAUGGCUACUUUAUGGAGCUCUAAAGUAUAUUUGUAUCGCUGUGUUUUGUCGAGAAUAAGUAGGACGGUCCCUGCAAGAGGCCUUCAAAGGAGUUUGUGUCCGUGUCAAGGUGAAAAAUGUUUGUGUAGACAACCAAGCUAUCCCUGGUGGAAUGUUGCCAAGAGGCCUUUCUCCCACGGUGGUGGGGCAGUCGUGGAGCAGCAGACCUUGGAUAGCAUCGCCAAGAACAUCCGAGAGCAUCAGUACAAGAGAGUGGUUGUAAUGGCCGGGGCAGGGAUCAGCACUCCCAGUGGAAUCCCGGAUUUCAGGUCACCUGGUAGUGGCCUCUACGACAACCUGCAGCAGUAUCAUCUGCCUUACGCCGAGGCUAUUUUUGAAAUUAACUUUUUUCACCACAAUCCCAAACCAUUCUUUGCUCUGGCCAAGGAGUUAUAUCCCGGGAAUUACCUUCCUAAUUCUGCACACUACUUUGUGCGGCUCCUUCAUGAGAAGGGUCUGCUUCUCAGGAUGUACACGCAGAAUAUCGACGGCUUGGAAAGAUUGGCAGGGAUUCCGCCUGGGUCGCUCGUGGAGGCCCACGGGACGUUUGCCAGCGCUACCUGCACUGUUUGCAGACGCAAAUACGACGGAGAAGAACUACGACCGGACGUGAUGAUGGGAGUGAUUCCUAAAUGUCCGACUUGUAAGGGCGUCGUAAAGCCAGACAUCGUCUUUUUUGGCGAGGAGCUUCCACGUCACUUCUUCAAGUACCUCACAGACUUCCCACUCGCAGAUCUCCUCAUCGUCAUGGGCACGUCACUGGAAGUGGAGCCCUUUGCCAGUCUCGCUGGAGCUGUGCGCGGAUCUGUUCCCCGACUCCUCAUCAACAGGGACCUCGUCGGACCGUUUGCAUCGAGGAACCGUCGACGCUGUGACGCUGCGCUGCUGGGCGACGUAGUGGGCGGCGUGCAAACGUUGGUCGAUGCCGUCGGUUGGACUCAGGAGCUGGAUGCUCUCAUGGCAAGUGCCGUUAAGAAAACUGAAACAAAGGCUACAGAAGAAUGAUGGCUCUCCCAGCGCAUCUUCAGCACAUCUUGGAAAAAAAAAUUGUGAAAGGUGGACCACUUUUGCAUUAAAUUUACUUUCUGUACACAACAAAUGUGAACUCAAACAUGAGGUUUCAUAAAAUUUAGAGCAUGGGUCCAAAUGCGGCCCGCGAACCGCUAGUUUGAGGCCCCCCACCUUGAUACCAAAGUUGAAUGUUGAAAUGACAGCUUAAAGCUGUGUGCACACCGGACACAAUUAACAUGAUUUUGCCCCGCCCAUACUGUUACCCCGCCCUGUUUUGCUUUGGAUUAGCGAUGAAGCUAAAGGCUUAUGACGCCGGGUACAAAUAAAUGCAGGAAAUGAUUUGGAAUAAAAACGGAAAAUACACGUCAAGCAUAAAGCCUCUCAUCAAACAUGUUGUUAAAGUACGAUGCUAACUUGCUAAUUGGGUCAAAUUAUGAAGUUUCAUUAAUGUUCAUGUUAAAGGUUAAAUAACUGUUAAUACUGAGACACAUGCUAACUCGCAAACUGGAGAGCUAGCGACCUAAACGGUAGCCUCCAAGUUAUUUCCUUUCAACUUAAAAGGCCAAAAACUUACCACUUCCA
Doryrhamphus excisus (bluestripe pipefish) is the source of this 1761-nucleotide messenger RNA. RefSeq names its product NAD-dependent protein deacetylase sirtuin-3, mitochondrial. Gene Ontology annotation, molecular function: calcium ion binding; cadherin binding; NAD+ binding. Gene Ontology annotation, cellular component: nucleus; adherens junction; membrane. NCBI's taxonomy places the organism in Eukaryota, Metazoa, Chordata, Actinopteri, Syngnathiformes, Syngnathidae. The record is from RefSeq and is a predicted model, not a curated record. Gene Ontology annotation, biological process: cell-cell junction assembly; homophilic cell-cell adhesion; cell morphogenesis.